UUUUAAAAAAAGUUGGUGAGAGUACAUGUGGUGAUGACACCUAGGAAAUGGCACUUAUGUAAUAAACACAUGAGGCCAAGGUUUAUUUUUAUCAAUGCUCCUCCUUUAAUAAGAAAGGGAUUAAGAUACCACCAAAGACGGCCUAAUAAAUAAUAAUUAACAAGGAUUAUAUAUUAGCUAGUAUAAUAUUAAGACCAUAUCAAAAGAAAGAUUAACAAUUGCUUUUUAGAGGACCAGCUAGAAAGUAUUAUUCAAAACCCUCAACAUGUAAAUAAGGAAAAGAUUAGAGACUCAAAUUAAUGGAUAAUGUAUUUAUAUAUGUUCAUUAUUUAAUAAAUCCAAAAAACUAACCAAAAUACCAAUAUGAAAACCGGACCGGACCUUAGGUCUAAUCAUUAAAAUUAAAAAAAAAAAACUAAUUGGAAAUUCAAAUCUAGAAGAUAAAAAUCAAAUGGAAACUAAAACAUUUUUAAAAUUAUAUCUCAAAUUAAAUAGUUUUUUUCUAAUUAGCUAUAUUUAAGCUGAAUCAGAUACAUACCUAAACCGAACUCCGACCGAUUUAUAAUCAACUGGAUUAUGAAGGAAAAGUCGUCAAAAAGAUUGAGCCCUUUUAAAAAUUAUGGAGAAAUAAUUGUCGUUUAUUUAAACUUAUGGUCCCCAUUAAUUAAAAAUCACAUAACGAAAAUUAAUAAAAAAUUAAAAACAUACUGAAGUCUACGUUCUCUGGCGGCUUUAAAGAACUUUUCAAAACACGACAGCUUCAACAACAAGCAAAAAAAAGAACUCACAGACAAAAACUAUAAGAAAACAACAAACACAGACAUCACAAACUGUUUUCUUCUCCUCCCUUCGUUUCUUAAACAAAAAAAUAUGGAUAACGUAGUCGCCAAGAAAGUCACGGCGAUGUUUAACCACCGGCGGUUAAACCGCUCUCGAUCAUCACUGUUCACAGCGUUUGCUGCCUCAGUUAUAUCUCUCAUAGUUUUCGCGAUCUUCAUCGUAUCUCAUGUACUGGUUAGAGACAUCUCCGAGGUUGUGAGGAUAGAGAUCAAGACAGUUGUUCCUUACUUACCUCUAAGGUCAGAGAAAGAGCAAAGUAACUAUACGAUCACAGUCACGGAGAGUAACAAUCUUCACGUUCUCGACGUUUUUGGAGGCAGAGACGUGUCCGAGAAGUUUCAGCAGAGAGCAACAGAGUUUUUAAGAGAUGAUUGCGAAGUCAACUUCAUGAUGACGUGGAUCUCUCCCGCGGAGAUGUUCGGUAAGAGAGAGAUCUUGUCGGUAGAAAGCGUGUUUAAGUCUCAUCCUCGAGGCUGCUUGAUCAUUUUAUCAUCAACCAUGGAUUCUCCUCUAGGGUUUAGAAUCUUGAAACCGUUUCUUGAUCGUGGCUACAGAGUUGCAGCUAUAACUCCUGACUUGCCUUAUCUUCUCAAGGACACGGCCGGAGAAACAUGGCUCGAGGAGAUUCAGACAGGGAAACGAGAUCCUGGGAAGAUCUCUUUAGCUCAGAACCUCUCGAACCUCAUGAGACUCGCGUACCUGUUCAAGUUCGGAGGUGUUUAUCUAGACACUGACAUGAUUGUUCUGAAGAGUUUCAAACACUUAAGGAACGUGAUCGGUGCGCAGACUCUCGAACCGGUUUCGAGAAACUGGACGAGGUUAAACAAUGCGGUUUUGAUCUUCGACAAGAACCAUCCUCUCUUGCUCAAAUGCAUUGAAGAGUUCGCGUUGACUUUUAAUGGAAACGUUUGGGGUCAUAACGGACCGUACCUUGUGUCUAGAGUGGCUAGAGCCGUGGAAGGAACCGAGGGAUAUAACUUUACCGUCAUGACACCUUCUGCGUUUUAUUCGGUUAAUUGGGUUGAGAUUGAGAAGCUCUUCAAGGUUCCAAGAACAGAGAAGGACUUGAAGAGAGUUCGAGUCAAGGUUCUUGAGAUGCAGAGGAGAAGCUAUGGGUUGCAUUUGUGGAAUAAGUUUAGUAGUAAGUUUGAGAUUGAACAAGGUAGUGCCAUGGAUAAAAUUGUUACAGAUCAUUGUGUGAUCUGUGAGAAAGUCACUGCAUCAUAAUACUUUGUUUCAUUUUGUAAGUUCAUUCCAUUGUAAGUAUAUAGCUUGUUAACUGUAAUUAGAAAUAAAAAACCUCUUGUUUGGGCUAAUAAAUCAUCCAAAAACUAUUGGGCCUGGCCCAUUUAUUGAUCAA
Messenger RNA from Brassica napus (rape), 2200 nucleotides. Its product is annotated as lactosylceramide 4-alpha-galactosyltransferase-like. NCBI's taxonomy places the organism in Eukaryota, Viridiplantae, Streptophyta, Magnoliopsida, Brassicales, Brassicaceae. The record is from RefSeq and is a predicted model, not a curated record. The coding region runs from base 871 to 2067 and encodes 398 amino acids. The transcript has a single exon.